Molecule: messenger RNA, 336 nt
Organism: Mesorhabditis spiculigera
Lineage: Eukaryota; Metazoa; Nematoda; Chromadorea; Rhabditida; Rhabditidae
Source: the annotation of a GenBank genome assembly
AUGUCUGUAUUGGGCUUACUUUCCUUAUUCUUGGGCCUUGCGCUUGUUUUUGCGGAUGAUGCCGACACCCGUCGUUGCUACGCAUGCCAAUGGGCGCCAAUGUUUGCGGGAAAAGACUGCAAAAACCCCGGUCCCGAAACCGCGACAUGUGCUGGGAAAGUCUGCGUCACCACCAAGAUACAACUGGGAGCGAUCAACGCCACGGCUCGGGGUUGCGCAGAGGAGAACGACAUGGCUAGGUGGGUGAGGAUGCAUCCGGGCUGCAUGUCGUUCAGCGAUCAUAAAGGAGCGAAUUUCGAGAUUUGCACCUGCUGGAAGGAUCGCUGCAACGACAAC